AUGCCAACUAACUCUUCACGGACCAACGUUAGCACAGCUCACGGUCACACUCACUGUAUCGAAGCUGCUCACCGCGCGAAUGCUCUUUUCCGAAAGGCCGGAAACGGAGCUUUUUACAAGAAACACGUUGAUCAGUUGAUUCUGGAAUAUGAAGGUACCAGGGACGACGAAGAACUGCCAGAGGAAUUCCUAUCCGUUGUGGAUAAACUUAUUCUGACGGAUGAAUACGAACUCGAACCUCAAUUACAAGAUGCAUCAUCAAACCUAUUCAUAACUAUGUUUUUUACUACAAAUAACAACGAUAACGCGAACUAUGGCCCGUUAAUUAUCAUGGAACUAGCGAACCGUCCAACUUCGCACCGAAUUGCCUCAUUAUUCUCAAAGACCGAUUCGAACGUUGAUAUAAAACCCAUGAAGCAACCGAUGAGACCUCGAACCCUGAAUCGAGUCAUAUGUACCUCAACGAGAGCCGCUAUUCCUCAGAAAACUUUAAGGGCAUAG
Talaromyces stipitatus ATCC 10500 is the source of this 501-nucleotide messenger RNA. RefSeq lists its product as uncharacterized. Lineage: Eukaryota; Fungi; Ascomycota; Eurotiomycetes; Eurotiales; Trichocomaceae. The transcript is spliced from 2 exons. Bases 1 to 501 code for a protein of 166 amino acids. The record is from RefSeq and is a predicted model, not a curated record.